Messenger RNA from Cloeon dipterum, 1133 nucleotides. RefSeq lists its product as uncharacterized. Gene Ontology annotation, biological process: tRNA 5'-leader removal. Gene Ontology annotation, cellular component: nucleolar ribonuclease P complex; ribonuclease MRP complex; fibrillar center. The transcript has 4 exons. NCBI's taxonomy places the organism in Eukaryota, Metazoa, Arthropoda, Insecta, Ephemeroptera, Baetidae. The record is from RefSeq and is a predicted model, not a curated record. The coding region runs from base 78 to 1055 and encodes 325 amino acids. Gene Ontology annotation, molecular function: ribonuclease P RNA binding; ribonuclease P activity.
GAAAUGAAAUGAUGAUUCAAAACGCUGCUGUGACCAGCUGACGAACGAUAGUAAAAUUAGUAAACACAACCACGAGGAUGGAGUGCGAUGAGGGAGCUGAUAAAACUCGGGAUUUAAACUCGUCCACUGUGUCGACAACACCGAAAUUGUCCAAGAAAGAACGAAAAGCUCUCUUGGCCAGCAGAAAAAGCUUUGAGAAAAGUCUGAAAAAUGUCAUCACUAACCCUUAUCCUGUGUAUUGGCCACUGGUAGAAAAAACUGAAGACCUGUUUGAAGCCCUGGAAGUACCACUCAAAACUUGCUGGAUACCAAUUGCGAGGUUGCAAUUAUCAGCUAUAAAAGGGAAAAGCAGAGAGGAGAGGCAGGCUUUGAGGAAAAAAGUCGUAGAAGAUGCUCAGCCAAAUGUUGAGGAAGCUCGCAAGUGCAGGUCAAUGUUGGCCAUAGGCUUAAAUGCUGUGUUCAGAGCUCUGGAAAGACAAGAGGUGGAAGCUGUAUUGGUAGCAAAUGACAUUGAUCCAAAAUUCAUGGCUCAGCAUCUCAUUCAUCUUGCCUCACAACAAUCCACUGUGAUUGUUGUUUGCAACUUACGACAGCUAGCAAAAUCUACAAUUGGAGCAGAGUCAGCCGCUUUGGCGUUCAAGUGCUGCACAAGGUGUGAAGAUAAUCCAUUCUUCAGUGCUGUGCAACUUAUCAAAGAAAAAGCCUUGAGAGUGCCUAAACCAGCGACAUUGCCUGAUUUGUCAGCCAAAGUGAACAAGGAAGAACAACAAGUGGUGCCCAAUACUGAAGACCUAGAGCUUAAAGAAUGGCAGGAAAAGGUGGUAAGCAUUAAUUGGAACUUGAAACGGCCACUCUCCGGAGGCAAAGCGUUCUAUCCUCGCGGUGAUGAAACGAAAUCGAAAAUGGAAGACGCAGGUGAAUUCAUUCCCCUCAGCCAAGACAGUGCAUUCCCUGCUAGUUUGGACAAGAGUGCGUAUUUACCGCUUCGCGUUAAGAGGGUUCAGCCAAACAAGGAAAAAAUGGCAUUAAAGAGAGCCAAGAAACUUAAAAAGUGAAUUAAUGUGGGAGUGAUGCCCAAGACAAUUUUUUUCAGUGAUUGUUUUGAAUAAAUCAAAGAGAUAUGCUUUGAUGCA